CGCGCAGCUUGAGACGGGAAAGGCUGGCUGAUGAGAGGCAUUGUGUCAUCCGUUGAGCAUUCACAGUGGUCUGAUUCCACAAUCCUGUCACUCCACCGAACUGGAUAGCCAGGCGGCAUGCAGUUCCUUCUGGAUGACACUCCAGCCGAACAACACCCCUCUUCCGUUCCCGCGGAAAAACUCUUCCACAACCUUGAGGGCACAGCUCCCGGAUAUGACCCUUUUUACCAACACGGGUCAUCCUGAUUCUUUACCACCUCUGAGGACAUACUGUCGUUCUCUUUGCCUCCAUAAAUCUCCAUCCUGAGAUAAAGUACAAGACUCCAAGUGAAAACCAGGAGGAUCCUUCAGAUCUUUGCCGAAAAGCACAAGUUCUCUUUUCACAAAAGCCACUUCCGGCAGGCGCUGCGCUGCUGGGGGUUAGGGCGAGGAUGGCGGCAGAGAACGAGGCUAGCCAGGAGAGCGCUCUAGGCGCCUACUCGCCAGUGGACUACAUGAGCAUCACCAGCUUCCCGCGGCUGCCCGAGGAUGAGCCAGCGCCUGCGGCCCCGCUGAGGGGCCGCAAAGACGAGGACGCCUUCCUGGGAGACCCGGAUACCGACCCGGACUCCUUCCUGAAGUCCGCCCGGCUACAGCGCCUGCCUUCCUCAUCCUCCGAGAUGGGCAGCCAGGACGGGUCACCACUACGGGAGACACGCAAGGACCCAUUCUCUGCUGCGGCCGCCGAGUGCUCCUGCCGCCAGGACGGGCUCACGGUCAUCGUCACCGCCUGCCUCACUUUCGCCACGGGUGUCACCGUGGCGCUGGUCAUGCAGAUCUACUUCGGGGAUCCCCAGAUUUUCCAGCAGGGUGCUGUGGUGACGGAUGCCUCCCGUUGCACGGCGCUGGGCAUGGAGGUGCUCAGUAAACAGGGCUCGUCCGUGGAUGCAGCUGUGGCGGCGGCCUUGUGUUUGGGGAUUGUGGCUCCACACAGUUCUGGCCUGGGCGGUGGGGGUGUGAUGCUGGUACACGAUAUCCGGCGAAACGAGAGCCACCUAAUUGAUUUCCGGGAGUCCGCACCAGGGGCCCUCAGGGAAGAGGCUCUGCAGAGAUCCUGGGAUACCAAGGAUUCUCCUUCCCAGGAACCCCCCUUUCCCCAGGACCCCUCCUCCUCCCCCCAGGACAUCCUCCACCCCCUGCUCUCCGGCCCCCUCAGGCUGCCCUGGUCCCAAGUCCUGGCCUUCGCAGCAGCUGUGGCCCAAGAUGGCUUCAACGUGACUCAUGAUCUAGCCCAUGCCUUGGCUGAGCAGCUGCCUCCCAAUGCCUCUGACCGCUUCCUGGAGACUUUCCUGCCGUUGGGCCACCCGCCUUUGCCUGGCUCCCUGCUGCGACGGCCCGAUCUAGCUGAGGUGCUGGAUAUACUCGGCCUCUCUGGUCCAGCCGCCUUCUACAAUGGUGGCAACCUCACACUGGAGAUGGUGGCCGAGGCUCAGCAUGCGGGGGGUGUCAUAACUGAAGAGGACUUCAGCAACUAUAGCACACUCAUGGAGAAGCCUGUGUGUGGAGUGUACAGAGGCCACCUGGUUCUCAGUCCCCCACCCCCACACACAGGCCCAGCCCUCAUCAGUGCUCUCAACAUCCUAGAGGGCUUCAACCUUACCAGCCUGGUAUCCCGUGAGCAGGCACUUCACUGGGUAGCAGAGACCCUGAAGAUUGCAUUGGCCCUGGCUAGCAGACUGGGAGAUCCUGUCUAUGACUCUACCAUCACUGAGAGCAUGGAGGACAUGCUCAGCAAGGUGGAGGCUGCCAACUUCCGGGGCCAUAUCAGUGACUCUCAGGCAGCCCCUGCCCCUCUCCUGCCUGUCUAUGAGCUGGAUGGGGCUCCCACAGCUGCCCAGGUGCUGGUCAUGGGCCCUGAUGACUUCAUUGUGGCCAUGGUCAGCUCCCUGAACCGGCCUUUUGGAAGUGGCCUCCUCACUCCCUCUGGGAUCCUUCUCAACAGCCAGAUGCUAGACUUCUCCUGGCCCAACAGGACUGCUAACCACUCCGCACCUAGCCUGGAGAACUCGGUACAGCCAGGGAAGCGGCCCCUCUCUUUCCUGCUUCCCACUGUGGUCCGACCAGCAGAAGGACUCUGUGGGACCUACCUCGCUCUGGGGGCCAACGGAGCUGCCCGAGGCCUCAGUGGCCUGACCCAGGUUCUACUGAAUGUCCUGACCCUGAACCGGAACCUGAGUGACAGUCUGGCCCGAGGCCGCCUCCACCCAGACCUGCAGUCCAACCUCCUGCAGGUGGACAGUGAGUUCACUGAGGAAGAGAUCGAGUUCCUGGAGGCCAGGGGUCACCAUGUGGAGAAGGUAGAUGUCUUAUCCUGGGUCCAUGGCAGUCGGAGAACCAACAACUUCAUCAUCGGUGUGAAGGACCCUCGGAGCCCAGAUGCAGCUGGAGCCACCAUCCUGUAGAGCAUUGGGGUGGGCGGGAUCUCUGCUCCCCGCCUUUGCAUGUUCCCAGAGUCCCUCUUUCUCCCAGGUUUGGUCUCAGGGGGACCCCAUGGAUGCCUCAGAUCAGGGGCCAGAGGGGAUGCUCAGCAAACCCUGUAACUGGAAAAUUCUCCAACUGGAGGCCUUUGGUGGUAAUGGUGACGUCAGUGCCCAUGACCAGGCAGGCAGGACCUUGAGGAGUCAGAUUGUCUGUCUGUCUCUUCUCCUCUCAGCCAUGCUGUCCUUGAGCUUAGGGAUGUGCUUGCAAACCCUUCUCAAGGGUCUCACAACCCCACACCUUCAGACUGGUCUGACCUAGGCCCUGUCUUCCAGCUCUCUGUUCCUGUACCUGGCCCCAUUUCUUAAGUGACUAGGAUUUUAUUUUUAAAUUGGCCAUGAUAGGGAGAGGCAAUCCUCCCCUUCCACCAGGUUGAGGCAGGGGCCUCACAUUUGAAGGUCCUCAGGCAGACGGGUGGGGGUGGGUAUCAGCUCAGGGGCUUCCAUUUGCAAAGGGGAAUUAAAGAAAGAAUGUUGCUUAACCACGA
Meriones unguiculatus (Mongolian gerbil) is the source of this 3004-nucleotide messenger RNA. It is a transcript of the gene Ggt7, whose product is annotated as gamma-glutamyltransferase 7. Lineage: Eukaryota; Metazoa; Chordata; Mammalia; Rodentia; Muridae. Gene Ontology annotation, molecular function: glutathione gamma-glutamate hydrolase. The transcript has 15 exons. Gene Ontology annotation, cellular component: plasma membrane. The record is from RefSeq and is a predicted model, not a curated record. Bases 432 to 2441 code for a protein of 669 amino acids. Gene Ontology annotation, biological process: glutathione catabolic process.